AUCUUGUACACCUCGAUCAGGUCACCCCUCAGUCUUCUCUGCUCCAAUGAAAACGUCCCAAGUCUAUCCAACCUCUCUUCACAACUUAAAAGUUUCAUCCCAGGCAACAUCCUGGUAUAUUAAAUGGCAAGGAUUUGCAGAUUGGAAACCGAAACCAAACAUCACAUUAAGAUCUGACAGAAUGACUUGAUUCAUCGGAACUUGAUAUUAUCGGCCUCAAAGGACACCACCAAAUAUUGCCAAUCCCCAGUUGCCUGUGAGGAAGAUGAUGUUUGACCUUCUUGAACCGCUGCAGUCCGUGUGGUGAAGGUGCUCCCACAAUGCUGUUAGGGGAUUCGAAGGGGAGGAUUUGCAGUCGGGAAACUGAAACUAAACAUCACAUCAGGAUCUGACGGAGUCGCCCUAUUGAACAUGGACGGACAAAGCACCGUUCAUGCUGGGGAGAUACCGUGGAAAUGUGGGGAUUGUGGGAUGGGAUUCAGAUUCCCAUCUGAGCUGGAAACUCAUCGACGCACUCACACUGGGGAGAGACCGUUCACCUGCUUCGUAUGUGGGAAGGGAUUUACUCGAUCGUCCAGCCUGUUGAGACACCAGCGAGUUCACACUGGGGAGAAGCCGUUUGCCUGCCCUGAUUGUGGGAGUGGAUUUACGCGAUCAUCAGGGCUGGUACAACACCAGCGAGUUCACACAGGGGAGAGACCGUUCACCUGCCCCGAGUGUGGGCAGGAGUUCACCCGAUCAUCAGGACUGCAUCAACACCAGCAACUUCACACUGGGGAGAGACCGUUCACCUGCUCCCAGUGUGGGAAGGGAUUCACUGAGUCAUCCUUCCUGCUGAGACACCAGCGAGUUCACACAGGGGAGAGACCAUUCACCUGCUCCGAGUGUGGGAUGGGAUUCAUUCAAUUAUCGCAUCUGCUGACACACCAGCGAGUUCACACUGACGAGAGACCUUUUAAAUGUGCAGACUGCGGGAAAUGCUACAAAAGUUCCGGGAACCUGAUGUCCCAUCAACGUGUUCACACUGACGAGAGACCAUUCAGGUGCUCUCACUGUGGGACUGGGUUCAGGGAAUCAUCUCAACUCACUAUACACCAGCGAACUCACACUGGGGAGAGACCAUUCACCUGCUCCAAGUGUGGGAAGGGAUUCACUCGGUCAUCCAGCCUGCUGAGACAUCAGCAAGUUCACAAGUAACUCAGAACAUUGAGUGGAUUUUCCUGUUAGUCACAUCCAGGACUGAACCAUGUACAUUGGGGUCUGUUUCUGCUGAUGUUAGUAAAUUUCAGCCCAGUUAUAGGUUUAAUAUUAAAAAAAAUAUAAUGUGAUAAAGUCAAAUA
Molecule: messenger RNA, 1340 nt
Organism: Carcharodon carcharias (great white shark)
Lineage: Eukaryota; Metazoa; Chordata; Chondrichthyes; Lamniformes; Lamnidae
Product: zinc finger protein 239-like
Exons: 3
Coding region: 412-1197 (261 amino acids)
Biological process (GO): regulation of transcription by RNA polymerase II
Molecular function (GO): RNA polymerase II cis-regulatory region sequence-specific DNA binding; DNA-binding transcription factor activity
Source: RefSeq, a predicted model, not a curated record